This is a messenger RNA of Nematocida parisii ERTm1, 3084 nucleotides long. RefSeq lists its product as uncharacterized. Gene Ontology annotation, molecular function: ATP binding; four-way junction helicase activity; nucleic acid binding. NCBI's taxonomy places the organism in Eukaryota, Fungi, Microsporidia. Gene Ontology annotation, biological process: double-strand break repair via homologous recombination. The transcript has a single exon. The record is from RefSeq and is a predicted model, not a curated record. Bases 7 to 2592 code for a protein of 861 amino acids. Gene Ontology annotation, cellular component: cytoplasm; chromosome; nucleus.
UUUAUAAUGAAGAAGCUGGAUGAAGUAGACCCUAUGAUACAGUAUGCACUGACAAAAAUUAAUACGGAAAAGGACAAUGAUUCAAGUAGCAGCGGCGUAGAGUUUGUAGAAAUGACUGACUCUGCCCAAGGAAGCACGAUUUUAGGAGAAAGCACUAUACAGAACAUGCAUGAUUUAACAACCGAAAACACAUUUGAAACCAAUAACACAAGAGACUCUAGCGAGAUUUUUCACUUUUCUUCAAAGCUGUCUGUGUCCAAGGAAGCAUCAUCUGGGAAAAGAAAAGCAACUCUUGAAGAUGCACACGGAACAGGAAAGAAUGCCUGGGAAGGGCAUGCAAACGCAGAUGAAGAGAGAAGAAUAGUUGAGCUGAGCCAUGCUGUUUGCGAUGCCAUGGAUAGAAGCAUGCGCGAGGUAUACAUACUUCUAGAGCAAAGAGCUCAGUUAAUAAGCUCUGUGCUGGAAAGAGCUCGAUCUAGUGAGAAAACAUUAAUAGAAAACAGGCCGCAGCAAGGAAAAUAUGCGCACAUGUCGCAUGGAAGCAAGUGCAUGAAUAAGGAGAUUGACUUGAAAGCAAUAAAUGUAGAGGAUACUUCGCGGUAUCCUUUGGGAUCUUCUGAUCUAUCAUAUUCUGAUAAGACAAAUAGAAAUCUGCACGAAUUUGAUAGAUGCAUGAACGCUAGCAAAAUAAAUGAUGCGUACACUGGCAUUGGCAGCAGAACUAAAGAAAGCAUUUUUCAACAGAGAGAUAUGUCAGAAGAAUGCGAAACUGUACCCCAGUUAGCAAGAAAUGGAGUAUUUAAAAUCCCUAUGGAGAGUUUGCAGAAGCAGAGCGCAUUGGAAAAGCAUGAGCCCAUGCCAGAAAUCUUGCUGUCUGAAGAUGGUGACACACAGGCCACACAGGCCGAGGCAGACCCAGGCUCUCGCGAACUUACAUUUAAACAGAUACAGGCGUAUGUGUGUCUUAGAAAAGUUUUUCGUUUAUACGACUUUCGGCAGAAUCAGCUGCAGAUCAUUAGUGCAGUGCUUGAUGGCCGCGAUGUGUUUGUGCUAAUGCCCACGGGGGGAGGAAAGUCUCUGACAUUUCAGCUUCCUGCAAUAAUAUCCAGGGGAAUCACUGUUGUGGUAAGCCCCCUGUUAGCACUUAUUCAAGACCAGAUAAAGAAUCUUCUUGCAAAGGGAAUUCCUGCUGUCGCAAUUAAUUCUUCACUUACUAAAAGUGAGCGAGACAUUGCAUACCACAUGAUUUUAAUGGUUGGGCUAGAUAAAGACAAGCACGAACCCACAGAAAAGAGAAUGCCAGUUACUAAAAUCGUGUAUGCGACUCCUGAGCUGCUUGUGGAAAGCCAGACUUUCAACCGGGCAUUAGAAACUCUUUCGCAGCAAAAUAGGCUCACGCGGUUUGUGAUUGAUGAGGCACACUGCGUUUCGCAGUGGGGACAUGACUUUAGGCCGGACUACACACAGCUGUUUCGCCUGAAAGAGAGGUAUCCCAAUAUUCCCAUCACUGCACUUACUGCAACUGCAACUGCAGCAGUUAAAAAGGAUGUGACUGAUGCUCUGCGGCUAAAGAAUUGCAAGAUAUUUACCCAAAGCUUUAAUCGUCCAAAUCUGAAGUAUCGAGUCAUUCCAAAGACAAAAAACCAGAUAGCCGAGAUUGUAAGUUUUAUAGAAACGCACUAUCCUGAAGACUCUGGGAUUAUUUACUGUCUUUCUAAGCGAGACUGUGAGUGGCUCGCUGAAACUUUGCAAAAAGACCAUGGAAUUAGAGCUGGGUACUACCACGCGGGCCUAUCCACAAAGGAAAGAACUGAACGGGCUCGAGAGUGGGACUCCUCGCACAUUCGUGUGAUUGUUGCUACAAUUGCAUUUGGGAUGGGCAUUGAUAAAAAAGAUGUUCGAUAUGUUCUGCACUACUCCCUCCCAAAGUCAUUAGAGGGGUAUUAUCAGGAAACCGGGCGUGCUGGAAGGGACCAGCUGAACUCCGAGUGUGUUUUGUAUUAUACAUACAGCGACAAGAAAAAAAUAGACUAUAUGAUUGAUAGAAAUGAGAGCGCGUCAGCAGAAGCCAAAUCUCGGCAGCGAAGACAUCUACAAGAAGUUAUAUCGUACUGUGAGAAUAAAACAGAUUGUCGGAGACACCUUCUUCUACACUACUUUGGAGAAACAUUUAAUAAGUUCUGUGGUGAUGGAUGUGAUAACUGCCAAAGAGGUGGGUCUGUUCAACAAAUCAACUGUUUACAGGAAGCGCUGCAGAUUAUUAAGGUUGUGCAGAAAGAAAAGCUUAUUACUGAGGGGCAUCUUAUUACUGAAAUGCGGUCUUAUUCAAAAAAAACUAAGGAUCUGCUAUCCAGAACUAUCCGAUGGUUGGUAGGAAAGGGCCACCUAGAAACAAAACUAGUCAUGGGGGCCCGCGGGUUUUCCUGGAGCUAUAUAAAGCCUGGGCAAGGCACUCCAACAGAAGUCCUUAUUAGCAUGCAUACUGAAGAGAGCAAGCCUCGCGUACGUCCAAAAAUGCUUAAACAAAUGGCCAGUGCACACACAAAGUCUUGCUACCAAGCGCCAGAUGGAAUGGAUAAUAUAGAUGUGUAAUCUGUCUUUAUGAACACAGCCUUUCUAUGCCUAUUUUAUGUAUUUCGGGUUAUAAGCUCACAGGCAUAGGUACUGUUCUUUAAGAUACAUUUAAAUUAUAAGAAUAGUAGUUUUCUUGUGAACAAUUUUACUUAGGAAUAUACGGCAUUAUUGUUAUUCUGCGCAUACGGAUUUCAUAAUCGCCAUCCGGGGCGUUCUCCCCGCUAUGAUCCUAGAUGCGACGAAUAAAUCUUUUGUUAUCAAAGGAGUGGCGUUUAGUGAUGAUCAGGGGAUGCCAUUGGCGCUAAGUAUUGAUGAUUGAGGUUCAUGACGAGUGAUUAUCAAAAACAAGAAAUUAUAUAAAGACUUCGGAAAGUAAAUAAAUAUCCAGAUUUGGUUGUGGUAAAUAAUAGUUCACAUUUAAGAAGAGGAAAAGAAAACAAACUUCAUAUCAAAAUAACUUAAACUCUGGAUAAACACUUCUAUCUUCUUAAAGCUAUAUUGUAUACCUAA